Messenger RNA from Ustilaginoidea virens, 1845 nucleotides. RefSeq lists its product as uncharacterized. The coding region runs from base 1 to 1845 and encodes 614 amino acids. Lineage: Eukaryota; Fungi; Ascomycota; Sordariomycetes; Hypocreales; Clavicipitaceae. Gene Ontology annotation, molecular function: protein binding. The record is from RefSeq and is a predicted model, not a curated record. The transcript is spliced from 2 exons.
AUGGGUCCUAGUCAGAAACUACACGCAUAUGGGGCCGAGCCGGGAAGUUCUGGCCUCCCGGAUGUCGCUUAUUCCCGGACGGCCAGUGGCAGGCAAUCCUUUGAUCGAGCGAUUCGUCCAGCAAUGGAGCAGCCGCAGUCUGGCGCUCACGGCACACCAAGACUGCAUCAUGCAAAGUCCGAGGCCACCUUUCACGAACCGCAAGCCGCCGUCUUUGAGAUGGCGGGAGACAUUCCAUCGAUGCCUCCGGUGCCACAAGGGCAGCCUUUCCAGCCAGAGUACAACCAGGCGCACGCGAGCACAUCGCCCGCUGCCGGCUACGACCAGUUGCCUCCUCGGGGCCCAAGUGCACCGCCUGGCUCGAUUCACAGCAGCAGAAGACCCGGCGGAACUGACGGGUAUAACUCUGCAUCCUCUGUGGCCUCCAACGCCGACUCCCUCCCGGCCCACCCCACGCCUGUCCGUCCAGGAUUGAUGCCCAACUCGGUGGUCAAUCUGAAAGACAGGCCUCCACCUGUGCGAAAUUACGGAGGGACGGUGCAGCAACAACCGCCGCCAUCUUCGUCAUCGCAACAAUACGAACAGUACAUGCCGCAGCAGCAGCAGCAGCAGCAGCAGCAGCAACAGCAGCAACAGCAGCAACAGCACAUGCCUGUACAUCGGGUUGGGCACCAAGCUCCAGAAAUGUCGAAAAAUCAGGAACCAGUCACCGCGCAACAACUGGAGCGUUUGCGAAUGGCGAUCAAGAUCAACUCAAACGAUCAGGAGUCGGCUUUGCGGCUGGCAAAAGGGCUCAUUGAAGCGGCUGAUGUUCUGGCGUCAAAGCUGCCAGACGCUAAACAGCGAACGAAGGGGCGCGAACGCUACCUCUUGGAUGCACAAAAGGUCCUCAAGAAGCUCUCCAGUGCCCAGAAUCAAGAGGCCAUGUUUCUGCUGGCGGACAGCCUCGGCAAGGGCCUCUUUGGAAACGAGCCGGAUAACAAAGAGGCAUUCACUCUAUACCAGUCUGCGGCCAAGCUGGGACACGCUGCUGCAGCGUAUCGGACGGCAGUUUGCUGCGAGAUUGGGCAUGAGGACGGCGGAGGCACUCGCAAGGACCCCAUCAAGGCGAUGCAGUGGUACAAGCGCGCGGCCACACUUGGAGAUCCUCCGGCAAUGUACAAGGUGGGUAUGAUCCUCCUGAAGGGAUUGCUAGGUCAACAAAGAAACCCGCGCGAGGCCGUGGGGUGGCUCAAGCGCGCAGCCGAGAGAGCGGAUGCGGAAAACCCGCACGCGCUGCAUGAACUUGGAUUGCUGUACGAGUCGGCGCAGCCCAACGAUACCAUCAUCCGCGACGAGCGGUAUGCCUUGAGUCUGUACCAGCAAGCUGCGGAGCUGGGUUACAAGUUCUCGCAAUUUCGGCUCGGCCUAGCGUUUGAGCAUGGACAGCUAGGCGUCGAAAGAGAUCAUAGACAGUCAAUCUACUGGUAUUCGCAAGCGGCCCAGCAGGAAGAACACCAAUCAGAGCUGGCACUGAGCGGCUGGUACCUUACCGGGAGCCCAGGCGUCUUGAACCAGAGUGAUACGGAAGCUUACCUCUGGGCCAGAAAAGCAGCCGUGUCGGGACUGGCAAAGGCGGAGUACGCCAUGGGAUACUUUACCGAGGUGGGCAUCGGCGUAGCUGCCAACAUGGAGGAUGCAAAGAGGUGGUAUUGGAGAGCUGCAGCCCAGGAUUAUCCCAAGGCAAGAGAUCGCCUCGAAGAUCUCAAACGCGUAGGCAAGAACGGGCCGGCCAGACCACGCGAGCGCAUCUCACGGAGUCGAAUGGAGCGGCAGCAGCAAGAUGGCGAUUGUACCAUAAUGUGA